This is a messenger RNA of Achroia grisella, 539 nucleotides long. It is a transcript of the gene Sec61beta, whose product is annotated as protein transport protein Sec61 subunit beta. Gene Ontology annotation, cellular component: Sec61 translocon complex. The transcript has 3 exons. NCBI's taxonomy places the organism in Eukaryota, Metazoa, Arthropoda, Insecta, Lepidoptera, Pyralidae. The record is from RefSeq and is a predicted model, not a curated record. Gene Ontology annotation, biological process: intracellular protein transport. The coding region runs from base 68 to 361 and encodes 97 amino acids.
UUCAACAGUUGUUUUCAGAUAUUACUUACUUGUUAUUUCCCGUUUGUAAAGUAAUUUUCUCAUAAUAAUGCCACCUUCUCCAAGCUCUACAUCUGUAGGAUCAGGUGGCCGAUCGCCAAGCAAAGCAACAUCGGCUCCGAGAUCGGCAAGUGGAAGCACAGUACGACAACGCAAAACUACAUCAACCACCACUGCGGCAAGAAAUCGAAGCACUGGCGCUGGCUCUGGUGGCAUGUGGCGUUUUUACACUGAUGAUUCCCCUGGUGUAAAAGUAGGUCCAGUACCAGUACUAGUGAUGUCCCUACUCUUCAUUGCAUCAGUGUUCAUGCUUCACAUCUGGGGGAAAUACACCAGAGCAUAACUUAAGUAACUACCAAUUAGUAGCAGUUAAGUUACAUUGAUUAUAAUGAUUAUUAUCAGUUAAGUUACAUGAUUGUCGAAUGUAUGCAAUGCUUGAAAAGUAUGAAGUACUUGGGUGUAUAGAAAUUUUAAAUUAUGUAAUAUAAAUAUUCUGAAUUAAAUUAAGCUUAUUUCUAUUA